Acaulospora morrowiae is the source of this 608-nucleotide messenger RNA. The record is from the annotation of a GenBank genome assembly. NCBI's taxonomy places the organism in Eukaryota, Fungi, Glomeromycota, Glomeromycetes, Diversisporales, Acaulosporaceae.
AAAUAACACACAGUAAAACAAAGACAAAGACAGGAGAAGGUGAUGAUGAAGAAGAUGAUAAACACCCAUCAACUGAAACAAAGACAGCGGGCGGAGAGAAUGAAGAAGACGUAGAAGAUGAAUACCCAUCUACUAAAACAAAGACAAAGGACGGAGAGGAUAAAGAAGAUGAACAAACAAAAACAAAGGAAAAAGAAGAUGAACCAACAAAGACAAAGGAAAAAGAAGAAGAACCAACAAAGGAAAAAGAAGAUGGGCCAACAAAAACAAAGGAAAAAGAAGAUGAGUCAACAAAAACGAAGGAAAAAGAAGAUAAACCAACAAAAACAAAGGAAAAAGAAGACGAACCAACAAAAACAAAGGAAAAAGAAGACAAACCAACAAAAACAAAGGAAAAAGAAGAUGAGCCAACAAAAACAAAGGAAAAAGCUCCACCAAUUAAAACAACGAUCGCAAAAGAUGACCCUCCAUCGCCUAAGAAAACGGACAAAAAAGAUGACCCUCCAACACCAAAGAAAACGGACAAAAAAGAUGACCCUCCAGCACCAAAGAAAACGGACAAAAAAGAUGACCCCCCAUCACCAACCAAGAAAAAUUCAAAGACAUGA